AGAGCCAUGAAGGAAGAUACCAGUGUCUAUGGAUUCGACGCAAAGGAGUUAAGUCUAGUUCCUGAUCUGGUCUUGCCUCCAAAGUUUAAAGUUCCUGACUUUGAAAAGUUUGAUGGUACCAGGUGCCCCUCUGCACAUAUCACAAUGUUUUGUAGGAAGAUGACCGGAUACAUAGGGGACGAUCAAUUGUUGAUACACUGCUUUCAGGAAAGUUUAACUGGCUCGGCAAUCCGAUGGUAUAACCAGCUGAGUAGAGCUAAUAUUAAAUCGUGGAAAGACUUGGCUAAGUCCUUUCUUGAGCAAUACAAACAUGUGAAGGAUGUUAGGCCUAACAGGAUGAUGUUGCAAGGAAUGGAAAAGAAGUCUAACGAGAGUUUUAGACAAUAUGCUCAAAGAUGGAGAGAUGUAGCAGUGCAAGUCCACCCGCCAUUGGAAGAGGAGGAAACAAAUAUGCUUUUUGUCAACACCUUAAAGGCUCCUUUUUUCUCGCAUCUUAUCGGUAAUCCUUAUCGAAGUUUUGCUGAUGUAGUUACGGCGGGAGAAAUGAUUGAAAUGGCUGUUAAGAGUGGGAAGCUCGAGGGAGGAGAGUGUAUGCUCAGUUUGAAGUUUCUGAAACACAGUGAAUACAGUGUUGUGGAACAAUUACACAAGUUGCCUGCCCGUAUUUCUGUUUUAUCAUUACUUUUGAGUUCAGAGGCCCAUAGGAAUGCUCUGUUAAAGGUUUUGAACCAGACUUUUGUUCCGAAAGAGUUGCCCAUUGAAAAGUUGGAUCGGUUAGUUUCCAAUAUACAAGCUGAUAAUUUUUUAUCUUUUUCUGAAGAUGAGAUCCCUUCUGGGAUGAUUGGUAGUCAGAAGGCUUUGCACAUUACAGUUAAAUGUAAAGGGCAUGUGUUGUCCCGGGUCUUAGUUGAUAAUGGUUCAGCUUUGAAUGUGAUGCCCUUAGUGACUCUGAAGAAGCUUCCAUUAGAUAGUACACUUAUGAGAACCUGUCAAAGUGUGGUUCGAGCUUUCGAUGGGACUAAAAGAGAAGUGUUGGGCAAGAUUGAUGUUCCUCUGAAUAUUGGUCCAGCAACUUAUGAAGUGGAAUUUCUUGUAAUGGACAUUAUGCCUACGUACAAUUGUUUGUUGGGAAGACCUUGGAUUCAUCAGGCCGGUGCAGUUCCGUCCACAUUGCACCAGAGACUGAAAUUUGUGAUUGAUGGAAGGUUGGUAUGUAUUCAUGCUGAAGAGGACAUUAUUACUUCUGUUUCUACUACUGCUCCGUAUAUUGAAGGAUGUGAAUUACCUUCUGAAUUGCUGAAAAUGGUGGAGAAUGAAGAUAAGCAGAUUUUGCCUCAUAAAGAGUCUACUGAGAUUUUGAAUUUGGGGACAGAUGAGGAUAAGAGGGAAGUAAAGAUUGGUACCACUCUGUCAGUUGGAGGUCGACAAGAUUUGAUAGAAUUGCUUCAAGAAUACAAGAAUGUGUUUGCUUGGUCAUACGAAGAUAUGCCGGGUUUAGAUACAGAGUUGGUUGUUCACAAACUGCCAAUAAAGCCUGAAUGUAAACCGGUACAGCAAAAACUGAGAAGAAUGAAACCUGAGAUGCUGCUCAAGAUUAAAGAGGAAGUGAAGAAACAAUUUGAUGCCGGGUUUCUUAAAGUGGCCAAAUAUCCUGAAUGGGUAGCUAAUAUUGUCCCAGUACCGAAGAAGGAUGGGAAAGUUCGAAUGUGUGUUGACUAUAGGGAUCUCAACCGAGCUAGUCCAAAAGAUAAUUUUCCUUUGCCACAUAUAGACACUCUAGUGGAUAAUACUGCUGGAAAUUCUUUGUUCUCUUUUAUGGAUGGUUUCUCUGGCUAUAAUCAAAUUAAGAUGAACCCUGAAGAUAUGGAAAAAACAACAUUUGUUACCAUGUGGGGAACGUUUUGCCAUAAAGUAAUGCCGUUUGGACUGAAGAAUGCAGGGGCAACAUAUCAAAGGGCCAUGGUAACGUUAUUUCACGACAUGAUGCAUAAAGAGAUAGAAGUUUAUGUCGAUGAUAUGAUAGUCAAAGCCAAGACAGAGGAAGAACAUAUUGUGAAUUUGAGAAAGCUUUUUAAAAGACAAAGAAGAUGCCAGUUAAAACUCAACCCAAAUAAAUGUACUUUUGGGGUGACAUCUGGGAAGUUAUUGGGUUUCGUAGUAAGCCAAAAAGGAAUUGAAAUAGACCCAGAUAAAGUAAAGGCUAUUCAGGACUUGCCACCCCCACGAACACAAAAAGAAGUCAGAGGAUUUUUGGGGAGAUUGAAUUACAUAGGUCGGUUUAUUUCGCAGUUGACUGAAAAGUGUGAUCCCAUAUUCCGCCUUCUUCGCAAGAAUAACCCAGAGGAAUGGAGUGAAGACUGUCAAAGAGCUUUUGAAACAGUGAAGAGAUAUUUGUCGAGCACUCCAAUUUUAGCACCACCCAUCUCAAGCAAACCCUUGAUUCUUUAUUUGUCAGUUUAUGAAAAUUCAAUGGGGUGUGUGCUGGGGCAACGUGAUCAAACUGAGAAGAAAGAAAGGGCUAUUUAUUAUCUCAGCAAGAAGUCCACUGAAUGUGAGACAAGAUACUCACCCAUUGAAAAGUUGUGUUGUGCUUUAGUAUGGGCUACCCGAAGGCUUAGGCAAUAUAUGUUGUAUCAUACUACUUGGCUUAUAUCCAAGCUUGAUCCCUUGAAAUAUCUAAUGGGUGUGCCUGCAUUAUCUGGAAGAUUAGCUCGUUGGCAGAUCUUAUUGUCCGAGUUUGACAUCCAGUAUGUAAACCAGACGGCAAUUAAAGGAAGUGCUAUAGCGGAAUUCAUUGCAAGCAGGGCUUCGGAGGAAUAUGAGUCGUUGAGCUUUGAUUUCCCGGAUGAAGAUUUAAUGGCUAUUUCGGUAGAAGAAGUAGUUGCAUCCAGUAGCAAAUAUUGGAAGUUGAACUUCGAUGGUGCUUCAAAUGCCUUGGGACAUGGAAUCGGGGCAAUUUUGGUCUCACCAGAAGGAGAGCAUUAUCCUUUCACCAGUCGGCUUAAUUUUGAUUGUACAAACAAUAUGGCCGAGUAUGAAGCCUGUGUUCUGGGUCUUAGAGCUGCUGUUGAACGCAAAGUAAAAAUGCUUAAAGUGUAUGGGGAUUCAGCUUUGGUAAUAUACCAGCUCAGAGGAGAAUGGGAGACAAAAGAUCCCAAGCUUGUAGAAUACCGUAAGUUAGUUAUGGAACUUGUUGAAGAAUUUGAUGAAGUAACUUUCAAUUACCUCCCCAGAGAAGAGAAUCAAAUGGCAGAUGCCUUAGCCACACUGGCAGCAGCGUUUAAGAUGAACGAGCAUUCAAAUAUGAUGCCCAUUGAAAUGAAGGCUUAUGAGUAUCCAGCCCAUUGUUUUAAUAUCGAAGAGGAAGAAGAUGGAAACCCCUGGUAUUAUGAUAUCUUGCAAUAUAUAAGGUAUCAGGGUUAUCCAGAACAGGCUACUGAGAAUGAUAAGAGAACCAUUAGAAGAAUGGCAUCAGGGUAUGUGCUUGAUGGUGAGACUCUGUACAAGAAAAGCCUGGAUCAGGUUUUGUUAAGAUGUGUGGACGCGAAAGAAGCCAAAUUGAUUCUUGAAGAAGUGCAUGAGGGAAUAUGUGGUACCCAUGCUAAUGGGCAUGUUAUGGCUAGGCAAAUUAUGAGAUUUGGGUAUUAUUGGUCAACUAUGGAAACAGACUGUAUCAAUUAUGCUCGAAAAUGUCACAAGUGUCAGAUUUAUGGAGAUAGGAUACAUACUCCUCCUCAUCCGUUGCAUGUAAUGACAGCUCCGUGGCCAUUCUCAAUGUGGGGCAUGGAUGUUAUUGGACAAAUUUCACCCAAAGCUUCAAAUGGUCAUCGUUUCAUUCUGGUAGCCAUAGAUUACUUCACCAAGUGGGUAGAAGCGGCUUCUUACGCAAAUGUUACCCAGUCUACAAUAUGCAAAUUUUUGAAGAAGGAGAUCAUUUGUAGAUAUGGUUUACCAGAGAGGAUUAUCUCCGAUAAUGCGUUGAAUUUAAAUAAUAAGAUGAUGGACUCGGUCUGUAAACAGUUCAAAAUAAAACAUCAUAAUUCCACCACUUAUCGCCCAAAGAUGAAUGGGGCAGUAGAGGCGGCCAAUAAGAACAUCAAAAGGCUCAUAGAGAAAAUGACUGAGACCUAUAAGGAUUGGCAUGAAAAGUUGCCCUUUGCUCUGUUUGCUUAUCGAACUUCAGUACGGACUUCAACUGGGGCAACACCAUUUUCUUUGGUUUAUGGGAUGGAAGCUGUCUUACCUAUUGAGGUGGAAAUUCCCUCACUUCGGAUUUUGUCAGAGGUAAAGCUUGAUGAGGCAGAAUGGGUCCAAGCUAGGUAUGACCAGUUGAAUUUGAUUGAAGAAAAGAGAUUGAAAGCUAUUUGUCAUGGUCAGAUGUACCAAAAACGUAUGAUACGGGCACAUGGUAAGAAAGUUCGCCUUCGAGAAUUCCAUGAGGGAGAUUUGGUGCUUAAAAGGAUUUUGCCUAUUCAGAAGGAUUUCAGAGGAAAAUGGAUGCCCAAUUGGGAAGGACCUUAUGUUGUCAAGAAGGCCUUUUCAGGGGGAGCUCUAGUCCUAACUGAAAUGGACGGAUCAGAAUUACCAUAUCCAGUGAAUUCCGACGCUGUUAAGAGAUAUUUUGCUUGA
This is a messenger RNA of Hibiscus syriacus, 4629 nucleotides long. RefSeq lists its product as uncharacterized. Gene Ontology annotation, biological process: DNA integration. The record is from RefSeq and is a predicted model, not a curated record. The transcript has 4 exons. The annotation marks the transcript as partial. Gene Ontology annotation, molecular function: RNA-DNA hybrid ribonuclease activity; nucleic acid binding. Lineage: Eukaryota; Viridiplantae; Streptophyta; Magnoliopsida; Malvales; Malvaceae.